Messenger RNA from Lotus japonicus, 1826 nucleotides. Its product is annotated as mitochondrial fission protein ELM1-like. The transcript has 11 exons. Lineage: Eukaryota; Viridiplantae; Streptophyta; Magnoliopsida; Fabales; Fabaceae. Gene Ontology annotation, cellular component: mitochondrial outer membrane. The record is from RefSeq and is a predicted model, not a curated record. Gene Ontology annotation, biological process: mitochondrial fission. Bases 40 to 1230 code for a protein of 396 amino acids.
UGUUUCUUCUCCCUCACUUCAUUUUCUCUUCCGAUUUGAAUGGAAACGAUGCUAGACGGUGCAAUCCGGCGAGCGGUUAUAAUCGGAAACGGCUUCGCCGGAGCUGAAAAUCAGAGCAUUGGUUUGAUCCGUGCUCUCGGCCUCUCCAACCACCACUCGUUAUACCGCGUGACGAGGCCCCGUGGAGGAAUCAAUCGAUGGCUUCAGUGGCUACCGGUUUCUAUCCACAGAAAAUUGGACUCCGUUCUCAGAAGAUUGUGUGGUAAACCGAAUCAUGUUUCUCCGUUUCACUCUCACAACAUUGGUAUAUCUAAUGUCUUGGAAGCUGAUGCUCACCACAUUGCAACAAUGGCUCGUGAAACGUUUCACAACAGGGAUGGCCCCUUGUUGGUGGUUGCGUCUGGACGAGACACCAUUUCUGUUGCCAGCUCCAUUAAACGGUUAGCUUCAGACAAUGUUUUUCUUGUUCAGAUACAACAUCCAAGAUUGUACCUGAAUAGGUUUGAUCUUGUAAUUACUCCCCGCCAUGAUUAUUAUCCCCAGACUCCUGAAGCUCAGCGGCAGAUACCUUGGUUUCUUCGGAGGUGGGUCACUCCAUGGGAACCUCCUGGCCGCAAUGUGGUCCUCACUGUUGGAGCACUUCAUCAAGCUGAUUCUGCUGCUCUAAGGGUUGCCGCUUCUGCUUGGCAUGAUAAGUUAGCAGCUUUGCCAAAGCCCUUGCUUGUGGUUAAUGUUGGAGGACCUACAGGCAAUUGUCCCUACGAUUUGGAUCUUGUAAAUAAGUUAGUGGUUAUGCUUCAGAAUGUUCUUUGGAGCUGUGGGACAAUCAGAAUAUCCUGCUCUAGAAGAACUCCUGGGAAGAUCUCCAAAAUUUUGGUCAAAGAAUUUGCAACAAAUCCUAAGGUCCAAAUAUGGGAUGGUGAAGGUCCAAAUCCACAUAUGGGACAUCUGGCAUGGGCUGAUGCUUUUGUUAUCACAGCUGAUUCAGUUAGUAUGAUGAGUGAGGCCUGUAGUACCGGGAAGCCUGUGUAUGUAAUUGGAGCAGAACUGUGUACAUGGAAAUUUGCUGACUUCCAAAAUUCUUUGCAGAAGCUAGGAGUUGCUCGACCAUUCACUGGAAUGGAGAAUAUAACUGAAAGCUGGAGCUAUCCUCCUCUGAAUGACACUGCUGAAGCUGCUAAUCAAGUAAUUGCUGCACUUGCUCAGCGAGGAUGGACUAUUCCAGCAUAAUGGUUUCUUAAGCCUCCCACCAUUCCUUUGUAACUCUUGGAAUUCAUUAAUGAUGUGUGUGAUUGAAGAGGAAACACUGUCCAAUAGCGGCUGGAGUUGUGCUCAGAUUCAGCGUGCUUGCUAGCUGGGGCAGUUUCCUUCUCUUGAAGAAGUCACUAGAAAUACUUCUACUUUAUAUAGGUGAAGCUGUGAAGCAGAAGUGGGCAAUGGCGGUCUCACCAAUUUUGGCUUAUAAAAAUCUGUUUUUCCCCCCCACAAUGUAGUUGUUGUAGGAUUUAGUUAGGCUAAAUCACACAUCCCAAAUCAUAUAUUUUUUAAUCUGCCAAGGAACUGUGUCAUAAUGAAAGUGAAUUGUACUAAUAAGAUAAGUUUUCCCUGAAAUGUGUUAUUCCGGUCUCUCCUUGAGUCAUUGUUUGUAUAUAUGUUAACGAUAGUCAAAUUGCUUGUGCAAUGUACCCAAUGGCCAAAAGUAAGAAUAUUGGGCUGAACAAGUUAUCUGUUGAGUCUGAUGCACGGUACAUAGGGAAGCAUGGAUUAGGUAAAAGAUGAUAUUUAUUGACUAAUUAAUUAAUUUGCCCAUUUUAUGUUUCUUUCUA